AUGGCCAACUCCGGAACAAGAACCAUCGGCGACAAUGUUGAGGUUGUCGCAUAUAGACACGCAUCCAGUUGUGGAAGAAUUUUGCAGCCCCUCACCUGUAUAGAACUCCACAUGCCCAGAAGUAUCACAACCGAUUACUGUGAACUUAUUCGCGGUGGAGAUGGUAAAUUUGGAGAGAUCGAACGUGGCUCCGCUAUAGGACUGUUCCUUCCCCUUCCGAUCAUAUCAUUCAUGUCCUACAAAUUGCCAGACCUGCAACUGACCUUGGAGGGAUAUGUUUGUGACAUUUAUGUUACUGGUUCUCAAAAAUGCUAUGGGAGGGUUGAAAGAGUGGUUGCAAGUGAUGAGGAAGGCUUCAUCUAG
Ilex paraguariensis (yerba mate) is the source of this 363-nucleotide messenger RNA. NCBI's taxonomy places the organism in Eukaryota, Viridiplantae, Streptophyta, Magnoliopsida, Aquifoliales, Aquifoliaceae. The record is from the annotation of a GenBank genome assembly.